Cucurbita pepo subsp. pepo (vegetable marrow) is the source of this 1254-nucleotide messenger RNA. RefSeq names its product histone acetyltransferase MCC1. The record is from RefSeq and is a predicted model, not a curated record. Gene Ontology annotation, biological process: N-terminal peptidyl-methionine acetylation. Lineage: Eukaryota; Viridiplantae; Streptophyta; Magnoliopsida; Cucurbitales; Cucurbitaceae. Gene Ontology annotation, molecular function: protein-N-terminal amino-acid acetyltransferase activity; histone acetyltransferase activity. Gene Ontology annotation, cellular component: Golgi membrane.
UCAAAGGGAAUUUCAAUUGGGGGUUGUUACGUAAGAACCAAAGCCCUAAUAAGCUGUGUCUUCUUCUCUCUUUAACGCCAUUAUUGAUUCUACCAGAUGAAGUAGGUGGGCUGUUCAGCCGUCAAAUUGACCACAAUGUUGAAUCUGUUUCUGUUCACCACUGGGAGCUGCAUCAAUCCGUCUCAGGAAUAAUUGCAUAGCAUAUGAGGCUGAUGUUUAUAAAUGGAAAGUGAAUUUGUAGGUCGAGUUUUGCGAGCAUAUAAAUUCUUUGCUGGGGAUUGAAAUCUUUUGCAAUGGUAAAAUCCAAAGCCAUCGACUGUCCAAUUAUAUGUUAUCGGCCAAUUGAACCCUCAGACCUUGAAGUUUUGGAGCAAAUUCAUGGUAAUUUGUUUCCGAUCCGGUAUGAGGCGGAGUUUUUUCAUAAUGUUGUUAAUGGGCGUGACAUUGUGGCAUGGGCAGCGGUCGAUCAUAAUAGACCAGAUGGUAGAACUGAUGAGCUUAUUGGAUUUGUGACUGCACGAACUGUUCUGGCUAAAGAAAGUGAGUUAUCUGAUUUACUUCGGCAUGAUUCAUUAACCACGGAUGAAACUCUAGUAUACAUUCUUACACUUGGAGUAGUGGAAAGCUACAGAAACCUUGGGAUAGCUAGUUCACUUGUUCAAAAGGUAAUUAAAUACGCCUCAAGCAUCCCGAGUUGCCGAGCAGUUUAUUUGCAUGUAAUUUCAUACAAUAAUACUGCUAUCAAAUUCUACAAGAAAAUGUCAUUCAAGUGCCUACGAAGACUGUCGGGCUUUUACUUUAUCAAUGGCCAGCAUUAUGAUUCUUACCUGUUCGUCUACUACGUGAAUGGUGGUCGGUCUCCAUGCUCUCUAUUAGAGGUUGUGAGUUUCAUGGUGAGUUAUUUAAGGGAUGGUAUAAAGUGUGUAACUUCAAGGCUGAGGAAGAAUGAGAAAAGGAAGGUGUCAAAAUGGCCCAAAUGUAAAGAAUCUCACAGCCUUAUAUCGAUGGCACAGAGCAAGAGAAAUCUGGUGGUCGAGAGCAGUGGAUAUGAAUGUGUUUAAUUUGAUGAUAUGAUGUGAAGCACCGAGAAGGAAACCGCUCACUGUUCGCGCCUACUCUUCCUUCCUUCUACUCUUUAUAAUUUAUUGUAGUUUAAAACGUAUAUAUAUAUAUAUAUACUAAUGUGAUGAUAGUCUGUUCUCAAAUGUAAUAAACUUUGGUGAUGUUUAAUAUGAAAGUGAGCCUUAUGCAUCC